UCUUUUGCUUUUUUUUUUUUUCUCAAAAGGGGAGACCCAUCUUUUAUUUUCUGUCUUCCCAAACAGAACCCCUCUCUUUUUCAAAGCUGGAAAAUCAAACAAAACCCUUUAAACUUUCCAGCGAAAUUCAAAGUCAGUGCAGAAUGGUGUCCCCUGAAAACUCCAAUUAUUGGUCUCACUUUGAUUACGCAACCAUGAUCGACGAUAUCCCUGUCCCUGACGGACCUUAUUCUGGUUUUUCUUGGUCCGCGCAGCCAAUUAAUGCCCCUUCUAAUGUUGUUAGUGUGGACAUUGAUGGCUCAUUUGGGGAUUCAGAUGGCCUUAAGGAAUCUGGUUCAAAGAAGAGGGUUAGAUCUGAAUCGUGCAACCCAUCUAGCUCCAAAGCAUGCAGGGAGAAGUUGCGUAGGGAUAGGCUAAAUGACAAGUUUAUGGAGCUGGGUUCUAUUUUGGAACCUGGAAGGCCUCCCAAAACAGAUAAGGCUGCUAUUUUGAUUGAUGCUGUUCGAAUGGUGACCCAAUUAAGAGGUGAAGCCCAGAAAUUGAAGGAUUCGAAUUCAAGUCUCCAGGAAAGGAUUAAAGAGUUGAAGGCUGAAAAGAAUGAGCUUCGUGACGAAAAGCAGAGGCUUAAGGCAGAGAAGGAAAAGCUGGAGCAGCAACUCAAAGCCAUUAAUGCACAACCUAGCUUCAUUCCUCCCGCACCUGCAAUCCCUGCUGCAUUUGCUGCUGCCCAAGGUCAAGCUCCUGGGAACAAGUUGGUUCCUUUCAUUGGUUAUCCUGGAGUUGCCAUGUGGCAGUUCAUGCCACCUGCAGCAGUGGAUACCUCACAGGAUCAUGUACUCCGCCCUCCAGUUGCGUAAGCCGGCAACCUUCAAUGAUUUGGGUUUGCAUUUUGAUGCAAACAAGUGUAUUCAUUUUGUCAUUGUUCUGGGCUGUUUUAGUUGUUACUGAAGUUUCUAACUGGAUUUGUUGGGUGACUGUCAUUGUACCCCUAUAAUUUGAUGCUGGUAAUCACAUGUAAAUUUUUAAUAAUUUCAUCUGUC
Molecule: messenger RNA, 1040 nt
Organism: Durio zibethinus
Lineage: Eukaryota; Viridiplantae; Streptophyta; Magnoliopsida; Malvales; Malvaceae
Product: transcription factor ILR3-like
Biological process (GO): regulation of DNA-templated transcription; intracellular iron ion homeostasis
Molecular function (GO): protein dimerization activity; DNA-binding transcription factor activity
Source: RefSeq, a predicted model, not a curated record